CCGGCCCGAGCCGAGGCUGAGCCAGAGGAAUACGGAUUAAGUGGUUGAAGAAAGAGAAGAGAACCAGGGGAACUAGGCAGGCACACAAGCUGAGCUCAUCGGACUCAUCUAGGCGGUCGGCGAUCACCAGAUCCAAGUGGACCCCAGCCCUUUGCAGCAUGCACUCCAACUGCUGAAUCGUCCCGGUCUCGCCCUCACCUAGACCCGCGAAUCCCGCCUGGAUGGAGUCCCCCCUGGGUUCCCAUUGGCUCCUGUGAGUGCUUGGGUGUCGGGAGCCUGUUUUUGGCGAGGGGAAACAACUUUUGAAGUUCGCCCAGGAGAUUGCGUUCCAGUCCCAGCUCCCAGGCAGCCGGACCGGCAGAGGAGAGACCGCGGCGCGAGUCACCAUGGGGAGCAAAGGCGCCUACCGGUACCACUGGCAGAGUCACAAUGUCAAGCACAGUGGGGUGGACGACAUGGUGCUGCUCUCCAAGAUCACAGAGAGCGCCAUCGUGGAGAACCUGAAGAAGAGAUACAUGGAUGACUACAUCUUCACAUACAUAGGAUCGGUAUUAAUCUCAGUCAACCCUUUCAAGCAGAUGCCCUAUUUUGGGGAAAAGGAAAUUGAAAUGUACCAAGGAGCGGCACAGUAUGAAAAUCCACCACAUAUUUAUGCCCUUGCAGAUAGUAUGUACAGAAACAUGAUCAUCGACAGAGAGAACCAGUGCGUCAUCAUCAGUGGUGAGAGUGGUGCUGGAAAGACAGUGGCUGCCAAAUACAUCAUGAGUUAUAUCUCCAGAGUGUCUGGAGGAGGCCCCAAAGUCCAGCAUGUGAAGGACAUCAUCCUGCAGUCCAAUCCGCUGCUGGAGGCCUUUGGGAAUGCCAAGACUGUCCGAAACAACAACUCCAGCAGAUUUGGAAAAUACUUUGAAAUCCAGUUCAGUCCAGGUGGGGAACCAGAUGGUGGAAAGAUCUCCAACUUCCUUCUGGAAAAAUCUAGGGUGGUGAUGAGGAACCCUGGAGAGCGGAGUUUUCACAUAUUUUACCAGCUCAUCGAGGGGGCCUCUGCGGAGCAGAAGCAUAGCCUUGGUAUCACUAGCAUGGAUUAUUAUUACUACCUGAGCCUUUCCGGGUCAUACAAGGUUGAUGACAUCGAUGACAAGCGGGAGUUCCAAGAAACUCUGCAUGCCAUGAAUGUGAUUGGGAUCUUCGCAGAAGAGCAAACGCUGGUGUUGCAGAUAGUGGCAGGGGUUCUCCACCUGGGAAACAUCAGCUUCAAAGAAGUGGGCAAUUAUGCUGCAGUAGAGAGUGAAGAGUUCUUGGCUUUUCCUGCAUAUCUGCUGGGCAUAAACCAGGACCGGUUAAAAGAGAAACUAACGAGCCGGCAGAUGGAUAGCAAGUGGGGAGGCAAGUCAGAGUCCAUCCAUGUGACCCUCAAUGUGGAGCAGGCCUGCUACACUAGGGAUGCACUUGCCAAGGCUCUGCACGCCCGUGUCUUUGAUUUCUUGGUGGAAUCCAUCAAUAAAGCCAUGGAGAAGGACCAUGAAGAAUAUAACAUUGGCGUCCUGGACAUCUAUGGUUUUGAAAUAUUCCAGAAAAAUGGCUUUGAACAGUUUUGCAUCAAUUUUGUUAAUGAGAAAUUACAGCAGAUUUUUAUUGAACUGACAUUAAAGGCGGAACAGGAAGAAUAUGUUCAAGAGGGAAUAAGAUGGACACCCAUUGAGUACUUUAAUAACAAAAUCGUGUGCGACCUCAUAGAGAACAAAGUUAACCCUCCUGGGAUCAUGAGCAUCCUGGAUGACGUGUGUGCCACCAUGCACGCUGUGGGCGAGGGGGCCGAUCAGACACUGCUCCAGAAGCUCCAGAUGCAGAUUGGGAAUCAUGAACACUUCAACAGCUGGAACCAAGGCUUCAUUAUUCACCACUACGCUGGGAAGGUAUCCUAUGACAUGGAUGGCUUUUGUGAAAGGAACCGUGAUGUACUUUUUAUGGAUCUAAUCGAACUCAUGCAGAGCAGCGAGCUACCUUUUAUAAAAUCUUUAUUUCCUGAAAAUCUGCAAGCUGACAAGAAAGGACGCCCAACUACUGCGGGAAGUAAAAUAAAGAAACAAGCCAAUGAUCUUGUGAGCACCCUGAUGAAAUGUACACCCCACUAUAUUCGCUGCAUAAAACCAAAUGAAACCAAGAAGCCCAGAGACUGGGAGGAAAGCAGGGUAAAACAUCAAGUGGAAUAUCUGGGUCUGAAAGAGAACAUCCGAGUGAGAAGAGCUGGCUAUGCCUAUCGGCGAAUCUUCCAGAAAUUCCUACAGAGGUAUGCCAUUCUGACCAAAGCCACCUGGCCUGUGUGGAGAGGAGAUGAAAAGCAAGGCGUCCUCCACUUGUUGCAGUCUGUCAACAUGGACAGCGACCAGUUCCAGCUGGGGAGGAGUAAAGUGUUCAUCAAAGCCCCUGAGUCUUUAUUUCUUCUAGAAGAGAUGAGAGAGAGAAAGUAUGACGGGUAUGCUCGAGUGAUACAGAAAUCAUGGCGUAAAUUUGUGGCCCGGAAGAAAUAUGUCCAAAUGAGAGAAGAAGCCUCAGACCUGUUGUUGAACAAGAAGGAGCGAAGGAGAAAUAGUAUUAACCGGAACUUCAUUGGGGAUUACAUUGGGAUGGAAGAGCACCCGGAACUCCAGCAGUUUGUGGGCAAGAGGGAGAAGAUUGACUUUGCUGACACCGUCACCAAGUAUGACAGGAGGUUCAAGGGCGUGAAGCGAGACCUGCUUCUCACCCCAAAGUGCAUGUACUUAAUCGGAAGAGAAAAGGUCAAACAGGGCCCAGACAAAGGCCUUGUGAAAGAAGUCCUGAAGCGGAGAAUCGAGAUGGAGAGGAUUUUAUCGGUGUCCCUCAGUACCAUGCAAGAUGACAUUUUUAUUCUCCAUGAGCAAGAAUAUGAUAGUCUUCUCGAAUCCGUCUUCAAAACUGAAUUCUUAAGUCUCUUAGCAAAGCGUUAUGAGGAAAAAACCCAGAAGCAACUACCUCUGAAAUUCAGCAAUACUCUUGAAUUGAAGUUGAAGAAGGAGAACUGGGGUCCCUGGAGCGCAGGAGGCUCCCGGCAAGUACAAUUCCACCAAGGCUUUGGUGACCUGGCCAUCCUCAAGCCCAGCAACAAAGUGCUGCAGGUCAGCAUCGGACCAGGGCUGCCAAAGAACUCCCGUCCUACCAGAAGGAACACCAUCCAAAGCAGAGGGUAUUCCAGUGGGACUCAGAAUGCCAACUACCCAAUGAGAGCCGCCCCUCCUCCCCCAGGAUACCAUCAGAAUGGCAUCAUCAAAAACCAGUUUGUGCCACAUCCCCAUAUUCCUGGAAACCAGAGGUCCAAUCAGAAAAGCCUGUAUACCUCCAUGGUCCGCCCACCCUUGCCACGGCAACAGUCCACAGGCUCUGACCGAGUGUCACAGACGCCCGAGAGCCUGGAUUUCCUCAAGGUCCCGGACCAGGGUGCUGCCGGUGUCCGCAGACAGACGACCAGUCGGCCUCCACCAGCAGGUGGCAGACCAAAGCCUCAGCCCAAGCCCAAGCCCCAGGUGCCACAGUGCAAGGCUUUGUAUGCCUAUGAUGCUCAGGACACAGACGAACUCAGCUUUAAUGCCAAUGACAUUAUUGAUAUUAUCAAAGAAGAUCCUUCUGGCUGGUGGACAGGUCGACUACGAGGCAAGCAGGGCUUGUUUCCCAACAACUAUGUGACCAAGAUCUGAGGAACCAGAGACUGACACAUGGAGCAGAGGAGCUCCAGGCACAGACAGGGGAGGGGACAUUUGGAGACUCCCUUUCUGAUCCACAGUGAGCAGUUGCUUCUCCAAGACCUGAAGCUAUUCUGGCAUCUUUCCCAUGGAAGACUCUUGAAAAGUCUGGGUUGGGGACAGGGAGUGUUACUCCAUUUAUCCUAAAAGGUAGCCUAUUCAUAGGAACCCAGGAGGGCAAAACAACCACCAAGAUUUAUUUAUUGUAUUUAAACCUGGUGGGAAGACAAGUGAGGUCCACUCAGACCUUGUUGGCUUCACAACCCAAAAGCACUCCACUUGCUCACCAGGCCUAGAGAUUGGCUAUAGAUGGCCACUGACAAGUGCCUUUAGUAGAAGAGCACAUUUCUUUCAUUCCUGUUUUCCAUACCUGACACACACAUUCCUCUCUGCCACUUUCCUUCAGGGAGGACCCACCCUCUGCAAUUUGGGCUUGGUGUGAAUAGGCACUUACUGUGCAAAUGCCAGGGGCAGGUUGGACUCUGAGCCCUCAGGAGCAGAGGGUCACUGAUUUACCUGUGCUGGGGCCAUCAGGCUGCAAGGCAGGAAAGGGGCUGGGCACUGGGCUGUCAGCCUUGCUUUCACUAGGUCUUCAAUUGGAAUGUGGCUGGCCCAUGUUGAUUAUGUUUAAUGGUGUACUUAUUAUAAGAAGGAUCUCUUUUUUUCCCAAGCUGUACAUUUAUAAAUCAGAUCAUAUACUGUAUAUAUAAAAAUAUCAAGAUGGUAGAAACAUGUAUGAAUGUACUAAGUAGUAUUCCACUGUACUCAUUCAUAAAGGUAGGCUUUAUUACAAAACUCCCAUCAGGUACUUUCAGACAUGCCUUUUCAACUACAAAAACAGUAUCAUUGCUUUCCAGGUCGGUCCCCGCAGACCUUUCUUGACCCUUUCACUGUAAGUAAUUUUCCUGUGAUCCCUCUCUGCAGCCCUCGUCCUACCUCCUAAAUAAAUAAAGGAAUCAGUGAA
Molecule: messenger RNA, 4722 nt
Organism: Marmota monax (woodchuck)
Lineage: Eukaryota; Metazoa; Chordata; Mammalia; Rodentia; Sciuridae
Gene: Myo1e
Product: myosin IE
Exons: 28
Coding region: 387-3713 (1108 amino acids)
Biological process (GO): vesicle transport along actin filament; actin filament organization
Cellular component (GO): vesicle; actin cytoskeleton; myosin complex
Molecular function (GO): ATP binding; microfilament motor activity; actin filament binding
Source: RefSeq, a predicted model, not a curated record